This is a messenger RNA of Pocillopora verrucosa, 1049 nucleotides long. Its product is annotated as adenosine receptor A2a-like. Gene Ontology annotation, biological process: G protein-coupled receptor signaling pathway. Gene Ontology annotation, molecular function: G protein-coupled receptor activity. The record is from RefSeq and is a predicted model, not a curated record. Lineage: Eukaryota; Metazoa; Cnidaria; Anthozoa; Scleractinia; Pocilloporidae. Gene Ontology annotation, cellular component: plasma membrane.
CUUUACCAAAUUGUCAUAAGCACUUGGUUAUAACGAACAACAUUAACUGUUGUGUUAAGUUCGUGUUUCCUUCGCUCAGUGUCGUGCAACGUUUUCAGAUGCUAUGAAUGUCACUGUUAAUCAUCCAGCGUUUAAUGUCUCGCAUGAAGAAUGUUCUCUCUCAGUUGCUCAUGGUAUCACCCUGAUAUCAAUCAAUUCUAUCUUGUGUGUUUUGGGAACAUUUGGUAACAUACUGGUUUGCGUGGCAGUUUCCAUAAAUCUUCGUCUUCGCCGACCGUCAAACUUCCUUCUUUUCAGCUUAGCCAUCGCCGAUUUGAUCGUCACCAUGGUUUGUGAGCCUCUUGUUGUAGCCAUCCUCGCUAAGAUCACGUUCGUCAAGGACUGUGCAGCCAACUUGGAACUAUUGUACAAGAUAACAUCCAGAGUGUCCUGCUCUGCUUCAGUGGUGCACCUGGCAGCGAUCAGUGUGGAUCGUCUGUUAGCCGUGAUGUAUCCUCUCGGUCAUGAGAUCAUGAUGCAGAAGUACGGGCUGAAGAUUAUGAUCAUCGCUUGUUGGACCUUCUCCUUGGCGGUUCCUGUCAUUAGCGCCGUUGUUCCAGAUUCCUUCCCAAAAGCUUUUCUUGGAGCAGGGACCUUCGCCGCGAGUUACAUCAUCAUUAUAGUGUCCUAUUCGCUGAUCAUGAUAUUUUUGAUCAGAUUAAAGAAGAAAAGACGCCAGAAUAAAGGUCAGACACCGUCCGUACACGUCACUUCUCGAGUUGAGGCGCGUGUGGCCUGCACGCUGGCGAUAGUAAUCGCUGUUUUCACUGCUUGCUGGUUUCCACUGGUUAUCACCUUGUUCGUGGCAGGUAAGCCGCUUAUCCAGCCUCAGGGAGUGGCUCACAUGUGGAUCAGGACUCUUGCUCUGUCAAAUUCUGCCAUGAACUUUGCAAUCUACACUUUCAGAAUCCGAGACUUCUACGAGGCGUAUGGCUCGAUCUGUCGGAGAAUCUGCAGUUUUUUUCUCUGCAGGACUCAAGCAUCGCUAAAUUUGCCUCAGUGAUUGUUUU